Molecule: messenger RNA, 2849 nt
Organism: Anopheles stephensi (Asian malaria mosquito)
Lineage: Eukaryota; Metazoa; Arthropoda; Insecta; Diptera; Culicidae
Product: probable RNA-binding protein 19
Exons: 5
Coding region: 106-2721 (871 amino acids)
Molecular function (GO): RNA binding
Source: RefSeq, a predicted model, not a curated record
UGUCACUUUGCUCGAGAUGAAGCGACCGCUGCAACAACCACGUUUUCCUCACAUUGUUUUGAUUUUUACACAGCGCAGAACCGCGCCGUGUUGUGUUAGAUAAAAAUGUCUCGUAUUAUCGUUAAAAACAUCCCAAACGGGUUCGAGGAGACAAAACUUCGGAACCACUUCAGCACGUGUGGCAUCAUCACGGACGUACAGUUGAAAUAUACACCGGAAGGGAAAUUUCGAAAUUUUGGCUACAUCGGCUUCCAGACCGAUGAACAGGCCGAGAAAGCGAUCAAACAUUUCGACAACAGCUUCAUCCGAACGUCCAAAAUAGCGGUAUCUGCGUGUGUGCCGCUUAGCGAAACGAAAAAACUGAAAGUAUGGAGCAAACAUGCCAAAAACCGAUCGGAACCGGUUCCACCGGAAAAGGAAGAGAGGCAAACGGAGGAGCCCAAGGAGAAGCCCAAGGAGAAGCCCAAACCACAGACGGCAAAGGAUGUGCUCGGCCAGUAUCAGAACGAUCCCCAGUUUCAGGAGUUUCUGGACGCACACAAACGGGCUGGGAAAACCAUAUGGGACAAUCAAUUGCAACAAAAGUCCAACGAUACAGAUGCUGCUCCUGCUGGUGGUGAGAAAAAACCAGCCAGCGAUGAUUCUGCCGUAGAUGUUGAGCCUUCAGAGAAAUCGAAACCGAGCAAAAAACCGGAAAAGAAGAAGGAGCAGAAACCGCUGAUUCCAUUGUUUGUGGCCAAGAUGCAGAACUUGCCGUCGCGAAUAAAGCGGCAAGCGAUAAUCCGCUUUUUCAAAACCGUAAAACCCCACUCGGUGCGUGUUCCACCGAAAAUCGAAGGUAUCGCUUUCGUUGGCUUUAAAAUGGAGUCCGAGCUGCAGAAGGCGCUCCUGAUGGACAAAAGCUUUCUGGGCGGUAAGCAGGUUCGAAUAGUGGACUACACGGAACAUAACAAUCUAGCAGUCGCGCAUGCAAAAAAUGAUCCUGCAGCUAAAAAGCUAUCAAAAUGGGAACGACAGGCGAAAGCAAACGCGUCCGGUGAGGCGAUCUGCGAGUCCGGCAAAUUGUUCUUCCGCAAUCUGUCCUACGCGGUGAAGGAAGAGGACAUUCGAGCGUUGUUUGAGCAGUACGGGCCAGUGACGGAGGUUGAUGUACCGAUUGAUUCAGUCACACGCAAAUUGAAGGGUUUCGGCACAGUAACGUUCAUGAUUCCGGAACAUGCUGUUACGGCGUACAACGAGCUGAACGGCACAUUCCUUCAGGGUCGCAUGUUUCACAUCCUACCGGCCAAAGUGUCGGACGAUCCAGACACUAAGGAGGGCGAUGAGCAUGGUAGCGACUACCAGAAGAAGAAGGAACAGACACUGAAGAAAACGGCACAAUCAAGCCACAACUGGAACACUCUGUUCAUUGGGGAGAAUGCGGUUGCCGAAGCGGUAGCAAAGAAGUACGGCACCAGCAAGGAACAGAUACUCGUAUCGUCCGAAGGUGAGACGAGUGCAGCCGUCCGGUUAGCGCUCGGCGAAACGGAACUGGUGCUGGAAAUGCAAACCUUUCUGCAGGAAAACAACAUAUCGCUGGAAGCAUUUAACUCGACCGAUGGGAAGACGAAACGUUCGAACACGGUGAUACUGGUGAAGAAUCUUGCGCCGGGCUGUACGGUGGCCGCUCUACGUCAGCUGUUCGCUCCGUUUGGGCUGUUGGGGCGUGUAGUGUUACCGCCGAGUGCUGUUACAGCCGUAAUCGAAUUUCUCGAUCCCAGCGAAGCUCGAAAAGCGUUCAAAAAGUUGGCCUACAGUAUGUUUCAAUCGCUGCCCUUAUACCUUGAGUGGGCACCAUCAGGCACCUUUACAACACCUCCACCGGAUCCUUCCGAGAUCAAGAAAGAUUCUGAGGCAACCGUACCGAGCUCUGUGCAGGUGAAGGAGGAAAAGCCAGACCUGGUGGACGAUACGGAACCGGAGGACGGCACAACACUGUUCAUCAGAAACCUACCCUUCAGCACCAAUGAGGAUACAAUCCGUGAACGGUUCCGGACCGUUGGUGCCAUCCAUUCUGUACAGAUCGCUCGCAGCAAAGAUCUUUCCGGCACCGGGAAGAACGAAAGCCGUGGCUAUGGUUUCAUACAGUUUAAGCGUCGGCAAGCAGCUGAGUACGCUCUGAAGAACCUCCACUCGGUGGUAAUCGAUGGGCGGGCGGUAGAGCUGGUGCGCAGUGAUCGUACUCUGCAAACGGAUCACAAUCGGAACGAUCGUAAAAAGCCCAAAGCACAGAACCAAACGGGCAGCAAGAUCCUUGUGCGCAACAUUCCCUUCCAGGCCAGUGCCAAGGAGGUGCGAGAUCUGUUCAAACCCUUCGGUGAUAUUAAAACACUUCGCUUGCCGAAGAAGAUGGCCGCCGGUGCGGAUGAAAGCCAUCGUGGUUUCGGGUUCGUUGAGUUUGUGGAAGAAUCGGAUGCAACGCGCGCUUUCAAUACGCUUGGUCGCAGUACGCAUUUGUACGGUCGGCGGCUUGUGCUGGAGUGGGCCGCACCCGACAACGACGUGGAGGAACUGCGCAAACGAACGGCCGAUCAGUUCGGUCACGGUGGAUCGAGUGCAAAGCGAACGGCACACGGCAAGGGAGUGCUGUUGACGGAAGAGUUCGUUAGUGCGGCCCAGCGGACAAAGGAAGAGGACGACGAUGACUACGAUGAGGGGUACGCGAAUGGCAGCAGCUUCUAAGCGUAAGUUCGAUGUUUGAAAUUUCGCAACAUACAACUAAAUAUUUACAAAAAGGUGGAAAUUAAAUGGAUUUGGUGCGACGUGUAAUAAAGUGUCCUUUUGCCGAACCUUGGUAAAUCGCUCAAUAA